Helianthus annuus (common sunflower) is the source of this 1509-nucleotide messenger RNA. Its product is annotated as ethylene-responsive transcription factor CRF2. NCBI's taxonomy places the organism in Eukaryota, Viridiplantae, Streptophyta, Magnoliopsida, Asterales, Asteraceae. The transcript has a single exon. The coding region runs from base 272 to 1207 and encodes 311 amino acids. The record is from RefSeq and is a predicted model, not a curated record. Gene Ontology annotation, biological process: regulation of DNA-templated transcription. Gene Ontology annotation, molecular function: DNA binding; DNA-binding transcription factor activity.
GGGUGCAGCCUUUCCUCUUCACGCCACUUUACACUCUCUCUCCCUCUUCUCCGUUCAAACUUGAAUAACCGGAAACUUUACAAACCUCCGUCUUCCGCCACCCUUUUCCUUUUUGUCUCACCGGAAACAGCAACCCCAAUUUAUUCCCCUCACACCACACGAGUAUUCAGAACCAUCUUUAUUCUUCUUCCUAUAAACCGAAUCUCUUUUUCUCCCCCCUUUCUUCCUAUUUACUAAAUGCGAAUCUCUUGAUAAUAUUAUCUCACUCAAAAUGUCCACUUCCGUCAAGUUUACCGAACACAAAACCUUAACCACAAUGGUAGCUUCAUCCACAAACACCAACCGUCCAACAACCGUCAGGAUUUCCGUCACUGAUGCCUACGCCACCGAUUCGGAUACCUCCGGCGACGAGUGCACCACUCGCCGGAGAGUGAGAAAGUUUGUUAAUGAGGUUACAAUCGAGAACCGUUCGCCGGAAGUUUUGAACAACGGGAAUGGAACCAGAAUGGCAGCUAGUCGAAGAAAGAAGGUGGCCGGAAAAGUUAAGGGUAUUGCAGCGACGGCGAAGGGUAAUACCGGUAAAAAGUUUCGGGGGGUACGGCAACGGCCAUGGGGAAAAUGGGCGGCUGAGAUUAGAGAUCCUAUGCGACGUGUACGGCUGUGGCUUGGCACUUACGAUACUGCAGAAGAAGCCGCCAUGGUUUACGACCACGCUGCUAUCCAGCUGCGUGGCCCCCACGCGCUAACUAACUUCACCGUUCCACCACCGGCACCGGAGAAAAAACCUAAACGAUCGCCGGUGUCUUCUUGUUACAACUCCGCCGAAGAUAAUAAUAAUAAUAAUAAUAAAGCCACGUCACCGAAAUCUGUUCUACGGUUCUCAACAUCUUUCACCGACGAGUCAACUGCCGAGUCGACUCACAACGAUAUUGGAAAAGAAGCCUCCGAGAUUAGCGGAGAUGACGUGGCAUUGUCGGAAAAUUUUUCCGGUUUUCAGCCUUUCGAGUUGUUUGAUUUACCGGAUAUGAUACCCGACAUAUUUGACCCGACAACGAUGUCGGGUAUACCAUUACAAGAGUCCGACCCGGUUGACAUGUUCAUCGAUUCGGUAACCGAUGUCGGGUUUGUGUCUUGGCCCGUGGAUGAAUACGAUUACUCCAAUGAGUUUGGUGAUAUAUUCGGGUCGGAUCCUCUCGUUUCCCUUUAAGACCGGGUUUGGAAUUUUUGUACGGAAUUAGGAAGUUAAGUUAAAUAUUUGUUUAUUAUUAUAUAGUGAAAGAAGAUAUAUAAAUAUUUAGGUGAACUCCGUUACCGUUAAGUAACGGACGAGUGGUUAAGUAUGUGUUGCCGUUAAGGAUAAGGCACGUGCUAGAGCACGUGAGUGAGGAAAAUGUUAAUGGUACUUUGAAUUAGGUGAAAGAAUGAAUGCUACGUGGUUUGAUCAUGCAGUUUCUGAUUUCCACCCUUUUUUUUUAAAUUGUAUUAAAUGCUUGUUGAUUUUGGGUACAA